AUGGAGUGCCUGGCGAGGGCCCCGUCUACCUUCACUGCCUUCUUUUUCCGCAGUCAUGUACCUGCGUGUUCUGACCCGUGUGCUUCCAAGUUGCAUCUGCAGCAGCAAGGAGCGUCGCUUUGCCCCACGACUCUCACCACCGAUAAGAACACCGCCCCGGGUUCAUCAAACAAGGCCCUUGUGCCGGUGGGCGGAGCAGUCGUGACCGUGGCGGUGUUGGAGGGGUUCGGAAUCGGGUUCCCAUCCAACCUCCGCCCGUUCGAUUCUCUCACUGCUCUCGUCGGUCGCGGGAAAAGCACCAGCAGCGGCAUCGCCGAUUCCUCCUCCGGCUCUGCCACUGCUGCAGCCACCGCUGCAUCUGCUGCAUCUUCUGUUCCUCUCUCCGUCUCCUCUCCGGCGGCCCCUACAGCCACGGUCCAUUCACCUGCUUCGUCGCGCGCUGCUACCACCACAACAGGCGCUUUUGCCGGCCAUCACGGUAGCAGCAGUCGGGUCACCACGGGGACGGCUAUCUCGUCGUCCCCUUUCGCCGGCUUGUCCCCGCCUUCCACUCGCGUGACGUCGUCGCUUCUGGUGUCGUUUCUUGUGAAUUACUCUGUGCUCGUGUCCGACUGGUGGCAGUUCAAGCACACCGCGAGGGACCGACUCCUCGCGUGCGUCGGCUCCCGCUGGCCCCUCGCCGCCGUCGUUGCGCACACCUCCGACCCCGUCAAGUUCUUCCGCCAGCCGUUCCGAGGCCUGGGAUGGGGCGGUGGCUCGUUGCAAGUCGGUAAAGAGGGGUCCGAAACGGAAGGAGAAGAUGGCGAGGUGAGCGACGGCGCGGAUGGAUCGGUUUCCCCCUCAGGGAGCGAGUCCGACGGGGAGCCGCGCGUGAACGAGCGCAAGUGGUUCGGGCUGUUGGGGGGGCGAUCUGCGCGCGGUGACGGUGAAGACGACGGCCCGGAGGGCAGGGCGGAGGAGGAAACGGAGGACGGCGGGCGGGGGGAGUUGGCGUCGGUGAUGCGCGACGACCUGGACCCCAGCAUGGUGUGGGGGCAGCGGCGCAUGGACCUGGACGCCGAGAACUCGCGCCGCGAGUUCCUGGGCAAGCCCGGCUUCAGCUUCUCAGCCGCGGGGCUGCUCUUCCCGUACCACCUGGGUGUCACCCACUUCCUCGAGCAGAAUGGCUACAUCACGGAGCACACGCCGUUGGCGGGGUCGUCGGCGGGAGCCCUGGUGUGUGCGACGAUUGCAUCGGGAGUGGAUUCCCGCACGGCGCUGCGCCUCACAAAGCAUCUCUCCGCGGACUGCCGCGCCAACGGCACGGCCUUCCGCCUCGGGAAGCUGCUGCGCGCCGUGCUGGAGGAGAUACUUCCGCUCAACGCGCACCUCUGCUGCAACGGCCGCAUCCGAGUGGCGGUGACGCAGGUGUUCGGCAGUCCGCGCGGCGUGCUGGUGGACCAGUUCGACUCGCGCGAGGACCUCAUCGACGCGCUCAUCACCUCCUCCUUCGUGCCCGGAUACUUGGAGCCCCGCCCCGCCACUCGCUUUCGCAACCGCCUCUGCAUCGAUGGUGGCCUCUCUCACUUCAUGCCGCCCACCGCCAGUGACGAAACGGUGCGCAUCUGCGCCUUCCCGGCAUCAGCGCUGGGGCUGAGCGGCAUUGGCAUCUCACCGGACCUGAACCCGCGGGAGUCGUGGAGCAUGCGCCAGCUCUUCUCCUGGGCGCUGGAGCCCGCCGAGGACGACUUUCUGGACGAGCUCUUUGACUGUGGCUACCAGGACGCUCAGUCGUGGGCGCACGGCUAUGAGGCUGCCAAGAGCCUCGAGAGGGCCAUGCCUCUGCAGCAGCUGGACGCUCAUGACCUGCUCUCGCUCUCGCUGCCGCUUUCUGGUUCUGCAGCGGGUGAUGCGAUGCAGGGAGGCAUGCUGAAUGCCGGUAAUGGUGCAGCUGCAGCUUUGGAAGUGGCCGUGGGUGGCAAGAGGAGUUGA
This is a messenger RNA of Closterium sp. Naga37s-1, 1971 nucleotides long. Lineage: Eukaryota; Viridiplantae; Streptophyta; Zygnematophyceae; Desmidiales; Closteriaceae. The record is from the annotation of a GenBank genome assembly.